GUUGCAUUAGUGACAGCAAAACCAUGAAAUAAUUAUCUAACUGUACUUUCUAAAGUGAUGACAGGGGUUAUUUUAGCGAAAGGGAUGAUGGGAGUUUUCCACGUGUCCUCUUGUGUCUGUUUCAGAGGAAGAACAUGAGAGCUGAAACAACACGAAUAUGAGCUGAAACACAUUUAUGGAGACUGGACCAGGUAUGGAUGAGACAGAUGUCAGACAAUAACUGACCUCAGAUGAUAACGACGGUUUGGAGUUUCCCGUCAUGCAAUUCGUGCUCCGUUUGUUUCACUUUCUGUCUUGCAGCUCUUGAGACGGCACGCUGAGAGGAUGUCCACCAUGUUGGCUGCUCCUCUGCUGCUGCUCCUCUUGGUUUCUUGUCAUCCCUCAUCUGGAGCUCCCAAUCAGUCCAGUAAGGAGGUCCCCAUAUCCACCAAUGGCCAGCCAUUCCCCUGGGACCUCAUGAGGCUUCCCAGAUCCGUCUCCCCUCUUCACUACGACCUGACCAUUCAUCCCAACCUGACCUCCCUCACCUUCACCGGAGUCGUUCGGAUCCAGUUGGAAGUCCACGAACACACCAGGACGGUCAUCCUCCAUGCCAAGCAGAUGGAGGUGUCCAAUGUGAUCAUCCUGGCGCCUGAAGGUGUGAGGCCGCUCCAGGUUUUAGAGUAUCCCCGUUUCCACCAGAUUGCCUUGGUUUCAGACUCAUGGCUGAUUAAAGGUAGAAAGUAUGAAGUACAGAUGGAGUUUGCUGCCAACUUAUCUGACAGUUACCAUGGAUUCUACAAGAGCAGCUACCGCACCAGUAGUGGGGAGAUCCGGUUAAUGGCAUCCACCCAGUUUGAAGCCACCUUUGCACGAGGAGCUUUCCCCUGUUUUGAUGAACCAGCCUUCAAAGCCAACUUCACAAUACAGAUUAUACGAGAGCCACGUCACAUCGCAAUAUCCAACAUGCCCAAGUUAAAAACAGUGGAUUUGCCGGGUGGUUUACUUGAAGAUUACUUCGACACCACUGUGAAAAUGAGCACUUACCUGGUGGCCUACAUUGUCUCUGACUUUGUGUCUGUGAGCAGGACGACUCAACACGGUGUCAAGAUUUCAAUCUAUGCUGUACCGGACAAGAUAGACCAGACCACCUUUGCACUGGAUGCUGCUGUCAAGCUGUUGGACUUCUACGAUGACUAUUUCGACAUUCCUUAUCCAUUACCAAAACAAGACCUGGCUGCUAUCCCAGACUUCCAGUCAGGCGCGAUGGAGAACUGGGGUCUGACCACCUACAGAGAGACAGGCCUCCUGUUUGACCCAAAGAGGUCCUCGGCCUCAGAUAAAAUGGGUAUCGCCAAGGUCAUCGCCCAUGAACUGGCACAUCAGUGGUUUGGGAACCUGGUGACCAUGGAGUGGUGGAAUGACUUGUGGCUGAAUGAGGGAUUUGCAAAGUUCAUGGAGUACAUCUCCCUGGACAUCACCUACCCAGAGCUGCAAGUGGAUGACUUCUUCUUGGGGAAGUGUUUUGAGGCCAUGGAGGUGGACUCCCUCAGCUCCUCUCACCCGGUCUCCACUCCGGUGGAAAACCCCACACAGAUCCAGGAGAUGUUUGAUGAUGUGUCAUAUGACAAGGGGGCGUGUAUUCUGAAUAUGCUGCGAGACUUUCUGACUCCAGAGGCCUUUGAGAUUGGUAUUAUUAGAUACCUGAAGCGAUACAGCUACCAAAACACUGUCAACAGCCACCUGUGGGAAAGUUUGACAGAUAUAUGUAACUCAGGUGUUUUGGAUGAAGGUGGAAAAAAACACAAAGAGUUUUGUUCCAAGCGCAACCUCCAGUCUGGAGCAUCUAAAUGGUUCUCUGGUGAUGAACUGGAUGUCCGGGCCAUCAUGGACACGUGGACUCUACAGGAGGGCUUCCCUCUGGUCACUGUGGAGGUCAGAGGUCGGGAGGUCAGGCUUAGCCAGGAGCGGUACCUGAAGACAGAUGACCCCUCCCUCACUGAAGGAUUUCUGUGGCAGAUCCCUCUGACCUACAUAACCAGUGCUUCAAACACUGUCCACCGCUUCCUCCUGAAGACCCGGACUGAUGUCCUGUACCUACCAGAAGAAGUGGACUGGGUCAAGUUUAAUGUAGAUAUGUGCGGCUACUACAUGGUCCACUACGCAGGCGAUGGAUGGAACUCCAUUAUUAAACUCCUUCACCACAACCACACAGCCCUCAGCAGCAACGACAGGGCCAGUCUCAUCCACAACAUCUUCCAGCUCGUCAGUGUGGGGAAGGUGAGGCUGGACACGGCUCUGGAGUUGUCUCUGUAUCUAUCCAAAGAGACGGAGGUCAUGCCUGUGACGCAGGGCUUUGGGGAACUCGUACCUCUAUACAAACUGAUGGAGAAACGAGACAUGGCUGCUCUGGAGAAUCAAAUGAAGGGUUUCAUUGUGGAUCUGUUCCGGGACCUGAUUGACCGGCAGGAGUGGACCGACUCAGGUUCAGUGUCUCAGAGAGUCCUGAGGAGUUAUCUGCUGACGUUCGCCUGUGUCAGGAACUACAGCCCCUGUGUGACCAAAGCCCAGCAGCUUUUCAAGAAGUGGAAGGACUCUGAUGGGAGCCUGAGCCUCCCUGUUGACGUCACCACGGCUGUGUUCAUGGUCGGGGUUCGAACACCAGAAGGCUGGGAUUUUAUGUUUGAAAAGUACCAUCAGUCACUUCAGAUGUCAUUCAGAAGUCGCCUGAAGAGUGCCAUGGCUUUUAGUCCACUCCAGGACAAGCUCCAGUGGAUGAUGGAGCAGAGCCUCCAUGGGCAGGUGAUGAAGACCCAGGACCUUCCUGAUGUUGUCGUCGUCAUUGCCAGGAACCCCCACGGUUACAAACUGGCCUGGGACUUCCUCCGAUCCAACUGGCACACCAUGAUAAAGAAGUUUGACCUGGGCUCCAACACCAUCUCAUACCUGGUGAAUGGAGUGACGAACCAGUACUCGACCAGGGAGAUGCUCAGUGAGGUGAAAAGCUUUUUCGGCUCCCUGACUGAGGAAACAGGCUCAGAGAUGAGAUGCAUCCAACAGGCCUAUGAAACCAUUGAGGACAACAUCCGCUGGACUGACUCUAACCUUCCUCUGCUGCAGAACUGGCUCAACAAACACAUGGGCAGAGUGGUCCAUGAAGAUCUGUAGUGAUAUGGAAAACAGAGAAGGUGAAGGAUAAACCCGUCGCUUCUUGAGUCAUGUAUUGUGUGCUCAUGAGAGACUGAAACGACAAAUAUAAUUAUUUUGAUAUCUUUUAAAUCAAGGCACCUUGUUUAAUAACUGACCUGACUUCAGAUUUGAUUCCAAAAUAAGUUUUUUUCUAUUUGUAAAAUGUCAUCUUACCACCAUUAUAAACUGUGAACUACAGGCUGAAACUGGUGCAGCGCCUCCAUAUUAUGAGAGUUAUAGUGGAGUAUGAGGCACUGUUAUUAUUAUUAGUACUUUAUUUUUUAGUACUUUAUUUUACCAGGUAAAAUCAAUUGAGAACAGCUCUCAUUUCCAAUGAUGACCUGGCAAGAGGCUCCAACAGACAAAAACUAAGACAAAACAAAAGUAAAACAGGUAAAAGGAAACAGUACAGACGAAAACUGCUAAUGCCCUGAAAACAGAGCGUGAAAGGAGAUUACCCCAGAGGAAAAAGAGCCAUUAGUUUGUUAUUGUCAUUGCUCUACUUUUUUUUAGACAGGAUUGAUUAAUAAAUAUUCAAAAACAGUCUUUGACAAACCUGUUUUCCCUCAUUUCACAUAAAAAUAUUUUGCAGUGUGUGUGCAUUUCUGCUUACCUGUACUUGUUUGUGUUUAUGUGUAUGUGUUAAAGUUGUUAAAAGGAGGUGUUGUGCAGCUUGUGUCAGGUUUGUGUUGUUUUAUUAUCGCAGGGACCGAAAUUUACAUUGUACAGUGUUGAACGAAGGUACACGGGGGGAAUAUUAAUAAAUGUAGCUUUGUCCCAUGGCACGAUCCAUUCUCAGCUGAAAUGACAAAACACUUAGGUCAGGGGUGUCAAAUUCAUUUUAGUUCAGGGCCCACAUUCAGCCCAAUUUGAUCGUCAGUGGGCCGAACCAUUAAAAUAAUAGCAUAAUAACCUAUAAAUAAUGACAACUCCAA
Sphaeramia orbicularis (orbiculate cardinalfish) is the source of this 4103-nucleotide messenger RNA. RefSeq names its product endoplasmic reticulum aminopeptidase 1-like. Gene Ontology annotation, molecular function: metalloaminopeptidase activity; zinc ion binding; peptide binding. Gene Ontology annotation, biological process: peptide catabolic process; proteolysis. Gene Ontology annotation, cellular component: cytoplasm; membrane. The record is from RefSeq and is a predicted model, not a curated record. The transcript has 19 exons. Bases 325 to 3147 code for a protein of 940 amino acids. Lineage: Eukaryota; Metazoa; Chordata; Actinopteri; Kurtiformes; Apogonidae.